Messenger RNA from Astyanax mexicanus (Mexican tetra), 3089 nucleotides. RefSeq lists its product as uncharacterized. The transcript is spliced from 18 exons. Bases 1 to 3009 code for a protein of 1002 amino acids. The record is from RefSeq and is a predicted model, not a curated record. Lineage: Eukaryota; Metazoa; Chordata; Actinopteri; Characiformes; Acestrorhamphidae.
AUGCUUCAGGAGGGCAUUACACGAAGUUCCACAACCUUGAGCAAACUGGCCAGCAAACUUCGCAAGGUGUGCAAAUCUGCCAUGAAAAGAAUGAGGAGAGAUAAAAGGCAGAGAAUCGGAAGCACACGGGAAGUUGUAAUGAUUGAUGAAAGCAAGUUUGGUCACAAACGCAAAUACAACAAGGGAAGAAGCAGUAACCGGAAUUCCUGGGUGUUUGGGAUGCUGCGUGUUCAGAAUCAGGGGAGGAGACCUGUGUUACGCAUUGUGAAGAACAGAUCCAAAAGACACCUGACGCCCAUCCUGAAGAAGUAUGUGAAGCAUGGGAGCACAAAAGUUUCUCAGGCAAUCCCUCAGGAAGGAGCGGGAGUAACCUCGUUUCCUGAGUGCCUGGAAGAGGGUCUUUUUUGCUUCCCAGAAGUCAUCAGGCCUGCUGGUGUCUCAAUGUUGGUGUACAGGCUGUCUAUGUCCAUGGUGAAGAGGAAGCAUUCAGGUGGCAGGGUGUUCUCUGUGGCAGUGCAAGGGGGAAGGGGGACAACGUACCCGUAUCUUUUCUGGUGGAAUCAGGUGCGGUCCAUGACCAGUAGGUCUCCCGUGUCUGGACCAGGGUGCCACACCCCCCCCAACAGGUCCCCGGGGGCCCCGGACCAGCUUUGCGUCAAACCGCUUCGGAUCACUCCCAGAGUCGGCGGGCGGGUCCGUAGGGGCGGGGCCACAGCCCCCAGCGGUCACCGUGGGCCUCGGACCAACUUCGCGUCAAACCGCUUCGGAUCACUCCCAGAGUCGGCGGGCGGGGAUUCCAAGGGUCAAGACCCAAAACUGUUUGGUCAUUUGGUGCGGCUCGUCGAGGCGACCCACCAGGUCAAGUUUGGUGUCGAGUCAAUUUUUAAAUGCCAAGUUCCAGGUUGUGGGAAAAGUGUUAAGCGGCUGGACCGCCACCACACUGAGGUCGACCUGGACAUUGAUCCCGAAAUACUCAGGUCUACUUUGGCCAGUGCCAAAUAUGAGUACGUUCUGGGCAAGUUGGCGGAGCUCCGGUCAUCCAGGCCAGCAAUACCCAUGACAACGGUGCUGGACAUCGGUUUCCAGCCAGGCUUGGGUGUCCCUCCGGUUCCCGGCCCUUCAUCACCCACCCCAGAGUCGCAAUCCACCCCAGAGUCCCGACCCGGCCCUUCAUGCCAGCUCUCCCCGGCAUCACAGCUCGCCCCAUGUGCUGAUCCGGAGGAAGAAGGUGACGAUGGAGAGCUCUGCAAUGACCCCCGCUGUGCCAAGCUGCUCCGCCAAUACAAAGAAAAGCUCCUUGCUGCAGAAAAGGCUGCUCAGGGACCGGUGGCAUGUACGGGGCCAUGCACCAACCCUGAGUGCCUUAUUAAGGAUGGCGAACUGGCAAAAUUAGUUCGUCUUUUUAAAAGCAGCCCAUCCCUUAAGACGAGGAAAAAGUUUUCUCGGCGCCAGGAGUUUGCGAAGGGUGACAAUCCAAAGUAUGAGAAAAUGCUCAUCAAGUUCUCGAGCUUCUGCAGUGGCUGCAAUCCUUCUGCAAAGAAGAAAGACAAUGUGGCCACUGCAGUGUCUCAUGUGAGACGUUUUUUAAUUUUCGUCGGGCAGGGGAAGCUUCUGAGAGGGGACUUCUCCUUCCUGAAGGAGUCGUCCUGCAUUGGGAAUUGGACUACAAUGCUGGCUGAGGACAAACUGAAGUCCACUACAAUUAAGAUCCAUCUAAUAAACUUGAAAAAGUUUCUUAAUUAUCUUUCACACAUGCCAAUAAGUGAAACCAAACUUAGUGGGAUGGACUUCAGGCACCUCCAGCUUGAAAUCCAAGCCCGGCUGAAGGACCUCUCUGUGUCUGUGACUACUCACAGACAGAAAAUCCGCAAGCAGCUUCGACAAAACAUUGUGUCUAAAAAGGACCUGAGGGAGUUCCGGGCAGAGGUCCGGAAAUUGCUUCAGAAGAAACUAAGAGCACUGCAGGGUGAUCCAAACUGGUCAACUUUGGAGCAGGUGUUUGGCCUGCUCUCAGGCUACUUCAUCUCGUUUUCUGGGCACCGCCGGGGGGUCCUCCAGAACAUGCUGGUUUCCGAAGUCCAGGAGGCCGACUUCGAGGGCACCAAGGGCAUCAUAGAGGUGCAGAGCCAUAAGUCGGCCAGCACCUAUGGCCAUGCCCAGUUAUCAAUCACCCAAGAGGAGUACUCUUGGUUUACCAGCCUCCUGGACAUUCGUGAGGGGCUUCCCGGCGGUGAAUCGCCAUACUUCUUUUUCAACAGGGCUGGGGGGCCUUGCAAAAGGCUGCCCGGUAUGUUCCAGACAGAAUGGACCAGGAUGGGGUUCGGCGGGAUUUUUACCUUCAAAAAUCUGCGAACCUCCGUCGUCCAUCAUAACAAGGACAUCAGCCCUAAGAAGAGGCAGCGCAUUCACAGGGCGAUGUGCCAUUCUGAGGCAGUGGCCUCAAAAUUUUACACAGCACAGCCAUCUGCUGUUGAGGCCGCCGAGGUGCGCGAGUUCCAAGAAGGCCCUGAUACUUCCCCUCCCAGGCCAUCAACAUCUCUUCACACAGAUGAGCCCUUGAGCACUGUGAAGAGGUCUAGGAGGAGGCUUUUUGUCAGGAGCUCUUCCUCUUCGUCCUCUUCCGAGAUGGAGUUCCUGGAGAAGGGAUACCGGUCCGAUGUCUCCGGGGCUUCAUCCGAGUCGAUUCCAAUCCAAAGUUCCUCCCAAAUGGUGUCCUUGGAUACGGCCCCCUCCAGGGAUCCACUCAUUUUGCAGAGCCCUGUCAAGCCUCUCCUGUCCACUUCCAAUUACCACAUCAUUGGCCAGGAUCCGUCACCUGGCCACUGCUACCUGGGACAUCCAAUUAGGGUUCAUGUCAAUGAUGUCCCACUCAUCACUAGCCAGACAUCCCCGAGGGUGAAGCUGGUCCGCGUGGACGAGGGGCGUCACAAAAUUGUCACCAGCAUAAACAGCAGCAGUGACGAAGACAAUGUUCUGUCUUCAGAAGUUAUUCCUUCAUUCACUUUCUAGUUUUUUUUUUAUUAUUAUUUUGUAAAUAUUUUUGAAAAAAAACAUUAAAUGUUCUUAUGAAGUUAAAAAAAAAAAAGUAA